This is a messenger RNA of Hydra vulgaris (swiftwater hydra), 6028 nucleotides long. RefSeq names its product nuclear pore complex protein Nup205. Gene Ontology annotation, molecular function: structural constituent of nuclear pore. Gene Ontology annotation, biological process: nuclear pore organization. Gene Ontology annotation, cellular component: nuclear pore inner ring; nuclear pore. Lineage: Eukaryota; Metazoa; Cnidaria; Hydrozoa; Anthoathecata; Hydridae. The record is from RefSeq and is a predicted model, not a curated record.
GCAGUUUUUUUUUAAAGUUUAAUAUUUUAUUAUAGCAUACUUUAAUUAUGUGGUCGUCUAAAGAAAUACUUCAUAUUUGUGAAUCAGCUAUAGUGUACAAGCAGUCUGAGAUAUAUGCUGAACUUGAUGAAGUACUUACCAAAUACAAACCAAUUUUUUUGACAUUACUAAAAGACCAGGAAAAAGAUAGUUGUCAUAGAGAAAAAGUUAAAAAAGCAAAUAAAGAGGGGAUUCAAAUAGAUGGCCAUGUUUCAGUAAUUAAACUUCAAGAGUCAAUGAUUCAAGAUGCCUUUCUCUUAAGUGAUGGUUUACAGUUAAAUGAAUUUACAUGUGUUGAGCUUCUUCUCGCUGGAGAACAACAAGCGUCAAAUUUUCCAGGUAUGUCCACUAAUUUGGUUGCAGCACUAUUAUACCAUGAUGGAAGAAAAUCUUUAUUGUCUGCUCUUAAACUUUUGCUUACGGCUAGACCUGGUGUUACAUGGACAUUAGAGUUAGAUGACAGAAUUGUUGAGCUAAUUGACAAGUUUACAUCACAGAUUAUUGAAAAUGGUCUUGUUACAAAGUUACUGCAGCUAUUACAAGAUAUUAGCUUACCCAACGAACUAAAAAAACUUGAAUCUGCUCGAGCUCUUUCUGAUGGCAAACAUAAGAAGCAAAUAAUUGAACUAAUAGAGGAACAACAGCUUUUGCUUGGUGACUGUUUGUUUAUUGUUGCAAAACAGAACACUUUGCCUGUAGAUGAUUGUGCAAAUCUUCUAAACUAUCUUAAAAUAGCCAAACCAAAUACACCUGAUGGUAGUCUAGAUUUUGUUACAGCUCGUGUGCUUUUAGCCCUUUUGUCAAGCUUCAAUUGUGACAUUAUGGAUCUUGCAGUUGAAAAUAUUGGCAAUGAGCAAUAUGAGGAUCUUCCCUACUUUAAAGAUAAGUUGUUUUUUCAAUCUUUUAACCAAACGCUUUGUCGUCCUGAUAUUCAAUAUUGGCAAACACCUGGAAUCAAGUCAACAAUAAUUCUAUGUUGGGCAAUAUUUUUGCGCGCUUGUUCUGCUCAUCCGCAUUUUGCAAGUUUUGCAGAUAUUUUUGAAGAAGAUGAGGUUCUUUUAGAUUUGGGAAUUGAAGGGGAUGGUUUCAAUUUUAUUAGAAAAUCCGUAAUACAAUCAAGAAAUUUUCACGAAGAGGAAUACUUUUUAAAAACAGUUCACUCAUUUGUCACUUCAUUCAUUGUGAAAUUUCCACUUAAGAUUAAAGAUAUUCGUAAUCACGGUGAUGAGAAUGCACGUAUUAUACAAGCUCAUCUUUAUGAAGGCAUUGAACCUCCCCAAGGAUUGAGACAUGAUUUUAAAGACUUUAUGCUUUUGGUGAGUGCAUUAUAUUCAAAAGAUCCAUUGCAGUUAGAACUUUGUUGUGAAUAUUGGAUACCGCCAGAACCUCUUGGAGGAAUGUUUUCACCUAAACCGCUUAAGAAAAAUUUGCAAGCUAUUGAUGAAAGAAAGUUGAUGCUUAACAAGUUUGUUCAACAUGCUGGUGAUGUUUUGCUACAGCCUCUAUAUAUACCAUAUAUUGAUAUGCUAACAUCUUUGUCAAAUAACGAAGAGGCUGCUUCAUAUUGCUUUCGUCUUUUGACUUCAAGCAGAUCAACUGAAAGAAGCAGUUUUUGCAUCGUUUCCUGGGAUCACUUUUUCUUAUCACUGAAACAAUAUUACUUGAGUUUAAGACAAGUUAUUGAAGCAUCUGACCACCGGGUUCAUUUGCAUAGACAUCAAGAGAUAUCACCAGAUGAGCUUGCUGGGCUUGAAAGCAUUAUAAAAUUGAUAAAAAUUGUGGCAGAGAAGAAUGAAAAUGUCAGAAUUGCAUUUUGUGAAAAUCAAACGUGGCUACCUGUUGCAUCCUUGUUGGGAUUGGUUUGUUGUCCAAUACCAGCUAAUUUAAAAGGAUUGCUUCUGGAAACUUUGGCAGCUUUUUCUAAAACUCCUGAAGUUGCAGCUUCUAUAUGGCAGUCAUUAGAAGCAUCUCAGGUCCUUCAAACUAAUACAUGCACACAAAAAUCAGGAAUAGCUGUCGAAAUUCAAGAAAUUGAAAGUCGAAAUGAAACUUAUCCUGAAACUCGUGGUUUCAUGAAGUUGCUUGAUCAAUUAACUAAUAUAACUAUUCCUCAAACUUUAGGAGCUGGUCAUCGAACACCUGGAUUUGACCCAUAUCUUGUUUUUUUGAUUGAUAGUGUAUUUCUCAAAUUCAAAACAAGGGCAUAUAAAGACUUAAGUGAAAAGUGGGAUAUUUGUUCGGAAGUCUUACAACUGUUUGUGAAAAUUCUUCAAGACUAUGACCCUCUACCUGAACAUUUUCAAGAUACUCAAGUACUGAUUCAAGGAGUAAGUUUUGGUAAAGCAUCGAAGCCUCCUGGUUACCAACUUCUAAGUUCGUUGUUAAAUUAUUCUCCAAUGUUACGAAUGGUUUUUUCUGUGAUCGAUGAUAUAUUGGAACUUUUAAAAACUGUUUCCUCUUCUAGUAGCUUAAAAGGUGUCCUUGAAAGUGCUGUUGGUUCUUGCUUACUUUUGUUGGAAUCAGUUUUUGAAAAGCAAGCUCUGUUUACAGAUUUAGUAAGACAAAAUGGUUCAUCACUGUUACUAUCAUCUCUUGAUGACUUAUUGCUUUCUGUCAAUCCACGAACUGGUGCGCCUGAUUAUUUACUGAUCAUCGCUAGAUUUUUAACAAUAAAUAACUUAAAGACAAGUGUUGUGUUGAGUGCAAUAAGAAUCCUCAAAUAUGCUUGUGACGGGUUAAGAGUUCAAAAAGAAAUUGUAUCAAUUCUUUCUAAAGAUGAGUUAGGUGCCAGAGAGCUUUUAGUUGGGUUUUCUGAACAAUUAGAGAUUGAUGACCCAGAAGUUGUUGAUGAAUUGAAGGAUGAAAAUGCUAAUGUUCAAGACUUGAUUCGACAAGAGGUUAUACAGCUGCUUAUAUCGACCAUCAAACAGCCAUCCCAUAACUUGGCACAGUUUUUAUUAGGUUUUGAAAUUCAUAUUCCUGUUUCAAAAACAAAUUUACAAGAUGCAGGUGUGAAAGGCUUUCCAAAAACAUGUUUUCAUUCAAUCAUCACUAUUUUGAAUAGAACUACGAUGUCUUAUACACCAAAAUUUAAAGAAUUAUUGUACCACAUUUUGUAUCUCAUGUGUUCGCAUCAAGAAAUGGGUUUGCCAACAAGGAGAUAUCUCAGAACAAGCUUAAAUUUUUUUGUUCAGCAUUCUUCUGUUUUACCCUUUUUGAAAAAUGAAAUUGAUGUUGAUCAAAUUAAGUUUAUUCGAUUGGCUAACCAACAAUCAUGGUUACUAAAAGCACUUGCAAUUGAAAUUAAAGUUAUUGCUGCCAGCCAUGCCAGAUCAAGUUUGCAGCAAUUAAUUGCUGUUUUGUUUAAUGACUCUUGCUCAAAUGAUUGCACUUCAACUUCUGCCAGCAACUACGCUAAUUAUCCUGAUCUAACUCAUAAUGAUACUGGACAAUCAUUUAUGGGACCAUCUUUUAAACUAAAUGCAGAGUCAAAAAGUUUGAUACUAUCUCUUUUAUCUUCACUGUCAUUUGUACAGGACUAUCCUCCUAACAUCAGUUUAAAUUUUUUUGACUAUUCUGCUGUUGAGCAGUUAUUUAUAAACUGUGAAGAAACUGAUGAAGUUACAUCUCUGUGUAAUGUAAAGAAGCUUUAUAAGGUGCUCAUGACCGAAAUCAAUAACUCACAAAUUACAACAGGACAACGCUAUGAGUUAUUAAACGAAGUAAAAUUGGUUAUAAAGCAUGCAGUUGAUCGCAAUCUUGUGCGAGAAUCUUUUAUUGCUAAAACUAAUAGUUUUGAUGCUUGGCGUCAAGUAGUUGAAGUAAUAUUUGCAGUUUGCCCUGACGAUAUUUUAUCUCUUAAUGAUAAGCAGACUAUUCUUGUGACUCUUCUAAAGGAAUUAUUUUUACAGUUAAACAAUACUGAGCACUUACCAGAACUUACAUCUCCCAUAACUGGAACUAUUUUGAGUUUAAUGGCUAAUUUAUGGUUGUUGUUUGCUCAGUUUGAAAGGGUUUCUUCAAAAAAUUAUCCUUUUAUGUCAUCCAUCUCUGGCUUGCUUCCAUCUAUUAUUUCAGCAAUAACUUCUGCUAAACAAGCUCGCAUGAGAGCUAAUCUAUAUGGAGCAUUCUUGUAUUAUGUGCAAAUUGGAAAUAUGCAAAAUUCUAUUGUUGCAGGUGCUGUAGAAGAUAUUUUUUCUAAGCAAUCAAAAGAAGGAUGGGAAACAGUGGCAGCAAAGGAACUAGUUAAAUAUGGUGACAUGUUUUUUGAAGUAGUUGCAAAAGAUACAUGUCAAGGAUCUUGUAUAUCAAGGAUGAUGUCAAUGAGUGUCCUUGACGUGGUUGCUUCUCUAGAUUGGCAACGCAGGUAUUUAUCGAUUAUGUCAUCUCGUGGGUAUUUACGUGCUUUAGUUGACCAGCUUCAGGAGGAUGAUGUGGAUUUACUUAAUAUACUCUCAUUGCAGCCUGAUAGCAUGAAACCAUUAUAUAUGUUUCAAUCCAAAAUGACAUUGCUGGCCAAAAUUGGAUUGACGGAUGUGGGUGCUCAGUCAUUGAUUCAGGUUGGAGUAUUAUCUCGUUUGAGUGAGUGUCAAUUUUUAGAUUACCAUAUUGAUAAACUUACAAUGAUGGCUACCUCGUCUCUGGCUUACAGUAACAACCAGGAUCCAUUUUUACCUACUUUAAUAGAACGUUAUUCAUCAAUAUUCAUAGCUGUUUCUCAAUUGUUACUUGCUUUUUUAUCGUCUCUUGGUGUGCGUCAUCGAAUUGCUACAAAACAAAUUCAAAAUUUAAUUAUAAAUCAUGAAGAAGCUUUCCUUAAUAUUCUCCAUCACGGUUGUGAAAAUAUUUCUAAAAAAUCUUGCCAGCUUUUGUCUAUGGUUAUCUCCAUUAUGUCGCUGUUAGUUUUAAAUGAAAAUUCAGAUGACAGUUGGGAGAUCUUGGGCGAUGAACAAAGACACUGGCGUAUGUUUAUGAAUCGUGUGCAAAGACUUAUGUUUGUAAUGCUUCGAAAGUUUUCUUAUACUCAUUUUUCCAAACAAGUGGAAAUGGUUUUAGAAGUUGAUCGUGAAGGUGCAUUUUCACCCAUCAAUGUUAAUCACGUUGAAGUACAAAACACAUUGUUACAAAUACGUUCAAGAAUAUUCACUUUUUUUAAAAAUAUUGUUGCUUGUAAAGGUUUGAGUGGCCCUUACUCGAGAAUUAUAUUUUCGCCAUCUUUAACUGAUACUCAUUUACUCGAAACCAGAUUUAGUAGCGGAAAGUCUGUUAACUACAAGCAAUUGCCAUCAUUGCACCUUUUGUUGACUGAGUUAAAAGGUUGCCCAGAGCAAUUAAAACAAUGUGUAGAGGCUAAUAACAUUUUAAAAAGAAAAGUAAAUUCUGUGUCUGACAUGACAAAUGACGAAAUUAAUGAGAUUUUGUCUCAAGAACCUGACACUGAUCGCUUACCUUUCCAUCAACGAAAGGCUGUGGUUUACCGUAUUCUAGAAAAACUUCUUAUGCUUCGAGAAGAACAAGCUAGUUAUUUGACUUAUAUUCUAGAGCACGUGGUUUACAUCCUUUGGAGGCAUCUAGACUACUUUUAUAUUCACUGUAUCCCGAAUGACGAUUUUUUCCUUGAUGAUGCAAACUUUUCAAAGAGUAAUUAUUCUUCGCACGCUCGCAAACUCACUGAGGGAAGCUUUUCUUCAACUGUUCUUUCUGAUUCAUCUAAAGUUGAUCAAACAAAAGAUUCAAUAAACACUGACUUAAAAAUAAAAAAAGAGGAUUUGCUGGAGUUAAAGUGCGAAGCUUCUAAGUUACUCAACGAACAGUUAUGGAGCAAAGUACUUGAUUUCGAUCAGUUACAAGGACGCCCUCAAAAACAUUCUUUUUUGUCAGCACUGGUGCGUCGAAUUCAAAGUCUUAUUCAAUUAAACAUGUGACGAGCAACAAGCAAGACUAAUGUAAAUAUCCUUUAAUGUAACUCGAAAAAUGUCACAUAGGUUGA